CCUUUAACCCCUUCUCCACAGACACACACACACUCUAUUACAUACAUUCUCUUUACAAACCAAUAUCUCUUUUUCUUGUCUUAUUAUUAUGGUACAAAUAUUUAACGAAGGUUGCAAAACCCUAUACGUCGGACAUCUCGACGCUCGAGUCACCGACACCAUGUUGGAACAAAUCUUCUCCAUGAUUUCACCAGUCGAUCACGUUAAAAUUGUCAAAGAUCCCAAAGCUUCCGAAGAUGACCUGAAUUAUGGACUGGUCGAGUUUUGCGAACAUCAAGGUGCGGAACAGGCCCUCCAUGCGAUGGGUGGAAGAAUCAUUUUUGGUCAGGAAAUCAGUGUAAAAUGGGAAACCCAGGGUUCCACAACCCCCACUGCUCAAAAAGAAGAUACCAGUCGGCAUUACCGUAUCCUCGUAGGCGAUUUGAGUCCAGAUGUCAAUGACGAAGAACUGAGCAAAGCAUUUGCUCCAUUUCCAAGCAUGUCUGACGCACGAGUGAUGUGGGAUCAAACCACUGGAAAAUCAAGAGGUUUUGGUUACGUGGCUUUCCGUGAUAAAGCCGAAGCCGAAGAAGCCAUGGAUAUCAUGGAUGGCGAAUACUUGGGUUCCGGCGCUGUCAAAUGCAACUGGGCAAAUCAAAAGAACGUCAGUCCCAGCGUUUCCACCACCACAUCCGCUGCUCACAUCACCAAGACCGAAAAAAUGCAAGUUGCAUCGGCCAAUAUGUCGUAUGAAGACAUCUUUGCACAGACUCCUCCUUACAAUACCACCAUCUUCAUUGGUAAUCUUCCGCAAGAAAUCACACCCCAAGAUAUCGCUCCCUACUUUCAACAAUACGGUUUCGUGUCCGACAUUCGAUUACAGAACGAUAAAGGUGUUGCCUUUGUGAAACUGGAUACACACGCGAAUGCGGCAACGGCUAUUUUCGCACUGCAGGGUUUCAAUAUCGGUGGCAAGGCUGUCAAACUAUCGUGGGGCAAAGAUCGGCCAAAUCACACAUCCGAACCCACGGCGCCUCCUCCUUUAAAUUACUACGCUCCUGGAUAUCGAAACAACGGAUGGUUUCAACCGAUCACUGGAACUUACGAUAUGCACACCAUGCGACCUCCUGCCCCCGUAGCCGGUACACCCAGCAUGUCCGGUGGUGAAGAAGGUGGAGGCAUUCACGGUUGGAAUCAGUACUAUCACACCUACUACAGUGCCGGUCAUCAAAGCAUUUGACUGUAAAAAAAAAAAAAAAAAAAAAAAAAAGGAAAAAAGCAAAAGACCCAGAAAAAAAAAA
Molecule: messenger RNA, 1280 nt
Organism: Radiomyces spectabilis
Lineage: Eukaryota; Fungi; Mucoromycota; Mucoromycetes; Mucorales; Radiomycetaceae
Exons: 6
Coding region: 89-1219 (376 amino acids)
Biological process (GO): regulation of mRNA stability; cytoplasmic stress granule assembly; nuclear-transcribed mRNA catabolic process, nonsense-mediated decay
Cellular component (GO): cytoplasmic stress granule
Molecular function (GO): mRNA binding
Source: RefSeq, a predicted model, not a curated record